CUGUCGGGGCCCAGGUGCGAGAGCCCAGGUGCGCACGGCGCCGGCUGCAGCUUCGCUCGACACCCGACAGCGGGCGCCGCUGUGGCAGCUCCCGAGCGGCGGAGCUGAGCACCUUCGCGACUUGGGGCAGUUCCUGCGCUCGGCCUUGCUCGGCGGCGAGAGCUCCUCCCGGGCGCCGGAUUCCCGAAGCUGCGGGAGCAGGCGGGCGGGCGCCGAGGGGGCGGACCGAGCUCUACGGACCCCGCCGGCCUGGGGCGACAGAGGCGGGCGAGCGGGGAGCGCCCAGGAGCGCGGAGAGCGGGGCCAUCCCCAGCGCGCUGGAGACACCCGACCGACCUGCGCCCUUGACACCAUGCGACCCACCGCGCCUCCGCGCCGGCUUCGGGCUUCGCGGUCCGCUCGCUGAGACCCCGCGCUCUCCACCGCGGAAACUCGGGAAGACCAGGCGAGACGUUGGAGAGCCGCGCGGAGACUAACCCAGGCGUCCUCUCCGCCCCCAAGAAGCUGCCGGCCCCUUGAUCCCUGGACUCCUCUAGCUUUACCAUGAACCUGGCGCAAGCUUGUCUUUAGGAGAAAUUCAGAAACCGGAGGGGGAGUCAACGCAAUUCUUUGGUUGCUAAGUGUGAGUGAAGACACCCAGGAUGGCUCAGGGAUCCGGGGAUCAAAGAACAGUGGGGAUUGCAGACCCAGAGGAGAGUUCUCCAAAUAUGAUAGUCUACCGCAAAAUUGAAGACAUCAUUACAAAGAUGCAAGAUGACAAGACAGGUGGUGUGCCUAUCAGAACAGUCAAGAGCUUUCUCUCCAAGAUCCCCAGUGUUGUCACAGGUACUGACAUUGUGCAGUGGCUUAUGAAGAACCUCUCCAUUGAGGACCCAGUUGAAGCAAUACACUUGGGAAGCCUCGUGGCUGCCCAGGGCUACGUCUUCCCAAUCUCGGACCACGUUCUCACCAUGAAGGACGAUGGCACCUUUUAUCGUUUCCAGGCCCCAUACUUCUGGCCUUCGAACUGCUGGGAGCCUGAAAACACUGACUACGCCAUCUACCUCUGUAAGAGGACAAUGCAGAAUAAAGCAAGGCUGGAACUGGCGGAUUAUGAAGCAGAAAACUUAGCAAGACUCCAGAGGGCCUUUGCAAGGAAGUGGGAAUUCAUCUUUAUGCAAGCAGAAGCACAAGUAAAGAUUGAUCGGAAAAAGGACAAGACGGAGAGGAAAAUUUUGGAUAGUCAAGAACGAGCCUUUUGGGACGUCCACAGGCCAGUGCCAGGCUGUGUGAACACAACAGAAAUGGAUAUCAGAAAAUGUCGACGUUUGAAGAACCCGCAAAAGGUUAAAAAGUCAGUGUACGGCGUGACUGAAGAAUCCCAGUCGCAAAGCCCAGUGCACGUCCCCAGUCAGCCAAUCAGGAAAACUACAAAAGAGGACAUCCGGAAACAGAUAAAAUUUUUGAAUGCACAGAUUGACAGGCAUCGUUUAAAAAUGUCCAAAGUGGCUGAAAGCUUAAUUGCUUACACAGAACAGUAUGUGGAAUAUGACCCUUUGGUCACACCAGCUGAGCCGUCCAAUCCCUGGAUCAGUGACGAUAUUGCUUUAUGGGACAUAGAGAUGAGCAAAGAGCCCAGCCAGCACCGAGUAAAGAGAUGGGGCUUCUCUUUCGACGAGAUAUUGAAGGACCAGGUGGGGCGGGACCAGUUUCUACGAUUUCUGGAGUCGGAAUUCAGUUCCGAAAACCUCAGGUUCUGGUUGGCUGUCCAAGAUCUCAAGAAACAACCCCUACAAGAUGUGGCCAAGAGGGUGGAAGAAAUCUGGCAAGAGUUUCUGGCCCCCGGAGCCCCAAGUGCAAUCAAUCUGGAUUCUCACAGCUACGAGAUAACCAGUCAAAACGUCAAAGAUGGAGGGAGAUACACAUUCGAAGAUGCCCAGGAGCACAUCUACAAGCUGAUGAAGAGCGACAGCUAUGCCCGCUUCCUCCGGUCAAAUGCUUACCAGGACUUGCUGCUCGCCAGGAAGAAGCCAGAAAGUGAGCAAGGUCGUAGAACUUCCUUAGAAAAGUUCACUCGCAGUGUGGGAAAGUCGCUGGCGGGCAAGCGCCUCACCGGCCUGAUGCAGUCCUCCUGACAGUGCCCCCCGCAGGGCCCGGGCCCGAGGACCACGCGGGCAGCCGGCCGCGCUCCACAUCUGCAGACAGAGCUUCCCUGCGGGGAGAUUUGGUCACUGUGAAAGAGAAAGAGUGAGGGCCGUGAUGGGCGACGGUGGGGAGAUGCGGUGGGUGAUCCAGAGGGAGGCCAGAAGGCGAGUCCACGGAGCCUGGGGUCAGCCAGGUAGAGGCCCCUGUUUACAACCCUCUCUUCCUUGUAUAGUCGUGUGCCGACACCCCGCUCUCUAGGGGGUCCCGGCCCCUAACACGUUCAGGGCAGAGCACCCGGUGGGACGCCCGUUGUGACUGUCAGCUGAGGUUAGAUUCUGACUGUCAUCACUCCUCCCGCCGUCCGGGGAUCACGCCUUCCAGCAAACUCAAGAGGACCCCUGGCCCUGAGCACAUCCAGUAGUACACCCCACCGCCUCUCUGGUGCACCCACGGCACCCCCCUUGUUACACCACUGUGUCCCGACCACCUCCCGCCUCCCGCCUCCCCCAUCUCUGCGGCCGCUGCGUGCAAGGACCCGGGGCCAGGCUGCCCUCACGCCACGCGCCCCAAUCACAUCGUCAGCACUGAGCCAUCUCCUGCACUGCAGCACCUCAAGUUCUUCCAACCCCCUCGGAGGCCACCUUUCAAGGAGGUCUCCACAGGCGUUGGCGGCUGCCCUCUAAUCCUUCCACACGUCUCGAGGGUCCAACACCAGAGGAAGCACUGGUGUUGAUGAAAGAGCUUGUGGUUUAACAGCCGUGAAGGUUCUGACCAUCUUUUACAUGUUUUAUUAUUUCGUAAUUUAUUCUGCUGUGGCCCCUUGCUCCUUGGUGUGUCCCCGCGUGUCUUACUCAAAAUAAACGCAGCGGUGAACUCGGGGGCCAUUGGGAUCCUCCCCUCCGGCAGCUCCAGGUGGGAGCUGGGAGGGUCCCAGAUGGAGGGGCUGGGCCCCAGGCUGGCAGUCCCAGGCGUGGCUGGGCCCCUGCGGCCAGGUCUCAGUUGUGUCUGAAGCUGGGGCGGAAUCUGUGCCCAGAGCGAGGCCAGGGCCCAGUGGUCCUCUGAUGACCCAGCAAAGGCUUUGCCCUCCACAAUGCCAAUCAUCACAGGGCAACGCCAGCACAGAGCUCAACCUGCAAAUGACCAUCCGCCCACCUGGCUGUGAGGGAGUGAUACGGGGCACCGAGUCGGGUGCCUGGCACGUAGUAGGUGUUUUGCAAAUGGUAGCUGUUAGGCUCAUUGUUGUCGCUGUCAUCGUUGUGACUCCCACGAGCCCUCCGAGAGAGCGGUAUAAGCAAUGUGCUUUUGAAUUCAGACACUCACCCCCGCCUCCACACCUGCUAUGACCAUCCUCCUUUGAUCUAUUCUGGCCGGAGGUGAAAAGUCUCCCCUGGGAGUGUAUAAACAGCAAACACAGAAGCAAAGCAGCAAUCAGUAUUUCUAUACUUGUGUGGGCAACUUCACCAGCCGGUGAGGCUCAUAAGCUUGUCUGCAGACGCUGAUUCCUGGGUGCUCCCCCAGGACCAUCUUUCCAAGCCCACCUUCGUGCCCUGUCCCCGGGGCACCAGCUUCCAUCCCUCCCAGCGGGGCCACCGAGGGCAUGAGGAGUCGUGAUUACAGUUGCACCGUGGUGGGUUCUUGACCCCUGCACCUCAAUUUCCCCCAUGGCAGUGUUUGCUCUCCCUUCUCGGUACAGUGGAAAUUAGAGACAUUAUGCUGAGUCCUCGGAGUGCCUCCAAAGGGGGGGCUGUAGACCCAGAUCCUGGGCAGACACUCCCUCCCCCUCAUGCCACACAACCUGGGCUCAGAACCUGGCACCUGGCAGACAGCUGGCCACUGCUUGAUGAGUAAAUGAGUUUGGUGAAGCCCGCUCCCAUAGUGUGGGGUCUUCUGACCCCUCCUCUUCUCGUCCCAUCCUUUUUUUGUCCCCUUGCUUUUCACACAGACCUCUUGUUUCAGAACAAAAUUCCCGAUCGUGUUCCUCUGCACCCAGCAUUGCCCAGAGGAAGCUAUUCCCUGCCGAGGUGCCCAGGCUAUGCUGACACUGACACACAGGGUAGGUGGGCAAAGGCAGUUCUAGAACAGCAGGUGCCUCUGUGCCCUCAGUUAUCGAGAGCAAGGGGCUGGCUGCCUCCUGUCCUUCCUUUUGACUGCAGCCGGGGCAGGGGUAGUCUCCCUGGCCAGGACUUCUGUGUCCCCCUGGCUGCAGCUCCUGAGGCUUGACCCACCUUGGAGGUCCCCAGAAGGCCCACUCAGAGCCAGAUGGACUGCAGCCCUGAGAUGGAGCAGGAUGAAGGCUUCCAGACACCUCUGGGGACAUCCAGCCGGCUCGACAGACAUAAGGGCGCUUCAAAUGGAUUCAAACCCAGAGCAAUAACCCGCCUUGUCCCGCCUCCCAACUAAGGCGUGUUCGGUCUUGUGACUGCCACCACGUACCCCCCAGCAGAUCACACCCAGAAAUGGGGGGUAGAACAGGAUUGCUCCACACAAGCGGGCUAGUCCAAGGUCAGUCUACCAUGCAGACCUUAGAAUGCAAGUACAUUUGGAAAAUCUGGUCUCGGCCAGUUCCCCCAUUGGCCUGGUGGACACAGCCAAAAAUUCAGACCAGAUUAGACUUUCGAAGGCAAUUCUGUAGCGAAAUAAACUGCUUUUUUGCCCUGUCCUGCCUUAGCUCCCCUGACUGGGCAUGGUCUCUGGGUCUGGGAUUCUUCCCAAUAAGGAUGCACAGGGCAAAUACCAUGUUGGCAGCCCCCCAGCCAAAGCAUCAGGGCAGUCUCAGAAGUGACCACCCACCCAUCAGGGCAGACACACAGGCACCAGGCAUUGGGCAUCUGACCGCCAUAGACUUUGCCUACAUGGGAAGAGUAAGGCUUGUAGGUUGGCACAUGUGAGUGCCCAGCAGCAGCCAGAGAGCCUGGCCAGAGCAGCAGGGGCUCUCUGGGCUGGAGAGAGGGCUCCUGCCCUUCCAGGAAGGGACACUCUGGGUUGCUGUGCCCCAGGAAUGCAGCAGGGUCUAGCCCACCGGUGCAGUCAGCUGCGUCGUGCUCAAGACCAACCCCUGCCCAGGGGUCAGGUACAGGCCAGCACCCAGGAGGGACCUCUCACCACCCUGAGUCGCUUCUUAGACCAGUGAACACAUGGAGACGUGCUCCAGGGGCUUUCCCUGUAGUAGGGUCCCUGUUGUGUUCAAACUACCUCACCAGCAGGGCAUGAAGCAGCAGCCUGCCACCCAUCCAGCUCCUUGGCUAGUUGUAGAAGUUGAUGUUUUUCUAAAAAUGCACCCCUCGCAUUAUGCUCCAAGUGCAUGGGCUUCAAAAACCGCCACUAGCAAGCUUUCCCAGCAGCUGGAAAGAGUUGAGGGCUGUUGGUCUUUGGGCCUUGCAGAACAUAGUGAAGGGAGGUGUUCCAGCAAAGUCCAGGAGCUGGAAGGUCCUGAGGGGGAAGAUGACAUGCCACCAGCCUCCAAAAGGGCCGUCUGAGCUGAGUACGUAGCCAGGACCGUGUGUGGCACAGUCAAAAAGUGGCCCAAUGGAUCCCGAGAACUCACCUCAGGACCCUCUGAAGAGAGGUCUGUGUUCGUGUAACCGUGGCAAUGGCAGACGCCAGCAGCCUACUCCUUAGCACCACCCCCUGAUAAGGCAUCCCCUGGGCACAGCCCAGGGGCCAUAAAGUAGCAAAGUAGCAAAUGUAGCAAUAAGGGGCCCAGGGCCGUAAAGGGACAGGGUCCUCAUGGCCGGGCCUCAGCCCUCUCCCCCGUCCCAGAUGAGGGCUCAGAGCCAGAGGCUGUCAGCUGUCCGAGGAGGGAGGCCCUGCGCCGCGCCAAGGGCUCCGGGUCUGUAUUCUGUGCCCACUCGACGCAUGAUCACAGACACGUCGGAAUGGCCUUCACAUAGUGCAUGUGGUUCUCGUUAGUUUAUUUUUCUGGAAUUUGGGGAUUGGACUCCAGAACCAAACAUGCUGGUACCAUCUAAAAAUAAAUGACUUGAACCCAC
Molecule: messenger RNA, 6113 nt
Organism: Aethalodelphis obliquidens (Pacific white-sided dolphin)
Lineage: Eukaryota; Metazoa; Chordata; Mammalia; Artiodactyla; Delphinidae
Gene: RGS6
Product: regulator of G protein signaling 6
Exons: 18
Coding region: 642-2114 (490 amino acids)
Biological process (GO): intracellular signal transduction; G protein-coupled receptor signaling pathway; regulation of G protein-coupled receptor signaling pathway
Cellular component (GO): cytoplasm; neuron projection
Molecular function (GO): GTPase activator activity
Source: RefSeq, a predicted model, not a curated record